AUGAAGAAAUAUUUGAAAAAUGGACAAAAUGAUAAAAAUUUAUCUUCAUCCAAUUAUCCUUGGAAAACACAAUGGCAGAAUAUUAUAUUAGAACAAGACUCUUUAAUCGAAAAUAUUUCUAAUGAAGAUAUAAUUCAAGUUUGGCAUGUUAAAAGAACUGGUAGUUCAGAAGUUGGCAAUUAUAUUGUAUUACUUGAUGAUGGUUCACACCUUUGUACAUCAAUAUUUCAUGUCAAUCUUAUUUCUUCAUGGUAUCCUCCGUCAAAUUGA
Messenger RNA from Funneliformis mosseae, 270 nucleotides. The record is from the annotation of a GenBank genome assembly. Lineage: Eukaryota; Fungi; Glomeromycota; Glomeromycetes; Glomerales; Glomeraceae.